Oreochromis niloticus (Nile tilapia) is the source of this 670-nucleotide messenger RNA. RefSeq names its product galactose-specific lectin nattectin-like. Lineage: Eukaryota; Metazoa; Chordata; Actinopteri; Cichliformes; Cichlidae. The transcript is spliced from 2 exons. The record is from RefSeq and is a predicted model, not a curated record. The coding region runs from base 24 to 539 and encodes 171 amino acids.
UCUUUGAGACUUAAAGCUCCAACAUGAUCUUGCUCCUCUUCUUGUUCGGUCUGGCUCUGGGUGCUCCUUCUGAGUCUCCUUCUGAUGGCAAUAAAGUGAAGCUACAGCUUGUUCAACUACUGCAUGGAAACUGUCCCAUGUUCUGGUACAGUUUCAAUGGCCGCUGCUACAAAUAUGUCGCCGCACACAUGAGCUGGGCUGAUGCAGAGCUCUAUUGUGUGUCACAGGGAGCCAACCUGGUGUCCAUCUACAGCGAGGAGGAACAGAACUUUGUCAGAACCUUAAUUAAGAACUUUGACCACACUGAAGGAACCACAUGGAUCGGACUCAAUGACCUUUAUAAAGAAGGCAGAUGGAUGUGGUCUGAUGGUUGUGCAGUUCGGUUUGUCUACUGGUUGCCAAACCAGCCAGACAACUGGAAGGGAAUUGAACACUGUUGUGAGAUUAACUCUUUCGACUUAAAGAAGUGGAAUGACUGCUCAUGUUCUACAGUUUUACCUUCUGUUUGUGCAACACGAAUAAUCUGUCCUAAAACGUAAAACGAAACAAAAAUGUACAUUUAACCUGCACUGUUUUUGUUAUCUGUAUUUUUAUGUGAUUGUGCAAAAGUCACAAAAUUCCAUUGACCUUGAUUGUCAUAAAUGUGGAAUCAACAACUAGCAAUAAAUAA